GAAAUUUGUAACAAACAAAGAGUUCUGCGAAAACAAGGAUUGAGGGACAAUGGCAGGUUCAUCAGUAGAGGGACAAGUCAUCGGCUGCCACUCCGUUGAGACAUGGGAACGUUGCCUCCGAGAGGGCAAUGAAUCCAAGAAACUCAUUGUAGUGGAUUUCACUGCUUCUUGGUGUGGACCAUGCCGUUUCAUUGCACCAUUCCUGGCCGAGCUGGCUAAGAAGUAUACAAAUGUCAUAUUUCUAAAGGUUGAUGUGGACGAGUUGAAGACUGUUGCUCAAGAUUGGGCUGUGGAGGCUAUGCCCACUUUUGUGUUUCUGAAAGAGGGAACGAUUGUGGGCAAAGUGGUGGGAGCAAAGAAGGAAGAGCUGCAGCAGACACUGGAGAAACAUGUGGCUACAGCUAGUGCUUAACCCUGCUGCUCUUAGUUGUUACUUUCACUUUCAGAGACAUACUAUGUUCUUUCAUCUCUAUUUUUAUAAUCUAGUACUAUAGACAAUAUUUGGGUCUUCCUGUUAUUGCACCAAACAGCUUUAUCAACGUGAAGACUCCUAUUUUCU
Messenger RNA from Abrus precatorius (Indian licorice), 559 nucleotides. RefSeq names its product thioredoxin H-type. Lineage: Eukaryota; Viridiplantae; Streptophyta; Magnoliopsida; Fabales; Fabaceae. The record is from RefSeq and is a predicted model, not a curated record. Bases 50 to 412 code for a protein of 120 amino acids. The transcript is spliced from 3 exons.